AUAAAUCCUCUCAGCAUUCAGAGAACAGUCAUAACCCUGCUGCUGCUGCUGCUGCACUUUCUCAAUUCUCCUGGAUCUCUCCUGAAAGCAUGCAUUCCCUCCUGCUGCUCGCGGUCAGCCUGAGUGUGCUGCUCAGUGUCCUCGCUCAGAAACCGCAGCCCUGCAAGGCUCCACCAUACCUUGAGGGAAAAUUAGUGGUGGUGUCCCCUGAGGGAAAGUCAUUGGUGUUUGAGCAGUUCUACUAUGACGCAGUGGAACAGAGGAUUCGUGUGAUCGCAUCUGGAAAAGAAGGCACCCACAAUGUGUUUGUGGACGUACUUAUGCUCUAUAGAGAGAGGUUCUACUACGAGAUCAGUUACCACAACAAAAGCUGUACUAAGGUGCCUUUCAGUGCUGCCUUUAUUCCCAUUGAGAUUCCCAUUGAUGCCCAGCACAAAGCUCAGUUCGUCAUAGGAAGCCUCUCUGCUCCUGCACAGGGCAUCCUGGUCAACAACUGGGAGGGAUCAAUUGCUGAGAUUAAGGCAAACUACUCCAUGACCUUCACAGAGUUUGGCUGCAUUCCUGUCACCACUCUGUACAGCAUUGAGCAAAAAGGGCCACAUGCUUUUGCUAGCUUCUUUGACAUCGUCAUCGGGAUAGAAAAUCCAGAGGUAUUUAUUCCUCCAUCGUUCUGUACCUCUGCAAAACUGGUGGAACAGAAACCUGGUGAAGUGGCAGACUUCUUCACAGCUCUCAUGUGAACUGCUCAGCAUACAGUACAUGCAAUCAUGUAAUCGGAUAAACCAUUUUCAACCACAUAAUGUAACUUUACUGAGGUCUUGUGGUUUUACCUGAAAUUCACAUAAAAUAACAACACCAGGUUGGAAAAAAAAA
Messenger RNA from Pygocentrus nattereri (red-bellied piranha), 873 nucleotides. RefSeq names its product ependymin-like 2 (gene epdl2). The record is from RefSeq and is a predicted model, not a curated record. Gene Ontology annotation, biological process: cell-matrix adhesion. Lineage: Eukaryota; Metazoa; Chordata; Actinopteri; Characiformes; Serrasalmidae. Bases 90 to 740 code for a protein of 216 amino acids. The transcript has 6 exons. Gene Ontology annotation, cellular component: lysosome; extracellular region. Gene Ontology annotation, molecular function: calcium ion binding.